Messenger RNA from Plectropomus leopardus (leopard coralgrouper), 534 nucleotides. NCBI's taxonomy places the organism in Eukaryota, Metazoa, Chordata, Actinopteri, Perciformes, Serranidae. The record is from RefSeq and is a predicted model, not a curated record.
AUCCUGAUCAUCCGAGCAGCAAAGCAGAAGGGCAUCCAGGUCACAUGUGAGGUCGCACCUCAUCACCUCUUCCUCUGUGAGGAAAACAUUCUGGAUAUCGGCGGCGGACGAGCGCAGGUCCGACCCAUGCUGGGAACACAUGAGGACAUGGAGGCUCUUUGGGAAAACCUAGACAUCAUAGACUGCUUCGCCACGGACCACGCUCCCCAUUCUGUGGAGGAGAAAAACGGGGACGCUCCUCCUCCAGGUUACCCCGGCCUGGAAACCAUGCUGCCGCUGCUGCUGACCGCCGUCAGCGAUGGACGUCUCACUCUGGAUGAUAUCAUCAAACGUCUUUACGACAACCCACGCAGGAUCUUCAACCUGCCAGUCCAGGAAAACACCUAUGUGGAGGUGGACUUGGAGCAGGAGUGGGUUAUUCCUCAGGCCAUGCAGUUCACCAAGUCAAAGUGGACACCUUUCCAGGGUCUGAAAGUGAAGGGUAAAGUCCGCCGCGUGGUACUACGAGGAGAGGUGGCCUACAUCGACGGGCAG